AUGAGCAACAAUUUGCUGUGCAACUGCUUCCAAGGCAAUUCGCCGAAGCUGUUGAUGGAUGGAAUGGCCAGCUUCCUGCGGGCUGCCCGUUCGGGUAACCUGGACAAGGUGCUGGAGUACCUGAAGGGCAGCAUUGACAUCAACACCUGCAAUGCAAAUGGCCUCAAUGCACUGCACCUGGCCGCCAAGGAGGGACAUGUGGCCGUCGUCUCGGAGCUGCUCAGACGAGGCGCCAAUGUCAAUGCCGCCACCAAGAAAGGAAACACCGCCUUGCACAUUGCGGCACUGGCCGGCCAGGAAGAGGUGGUCCGCAUUCUGAUUGCCAAUGGCGCCAGUGUGAACGUCCAGUCGGUGCACGGCUUCUCUGCGCUGUACAUGGCCGCCCAGGAGAACCACGACACCGUUGUACGGCUUCUGCUGGCCAACGGCGCCAAUCAGUCGCUUGCCACCUCGGAUGGAUUCACGCCGCUUGCCGUCGCUCUGCAGCAAGGCCAUGACCGAGUGGUGGCCGUUCUGCUGGAGAACGACACCAAGGGCAAGGUCCGUCUGCCGGCGUUACACGUGGCGGCAAAGAAGGAUGACUGCAAGGCGGCCACUCUGCUGCUGCAGAAUGAUCACAAUCCCGAUGUGACUUCAAAGUCAAACUUUACCCCGCUGCACAUUGCUGCACAUUACGGCAAUGAGAACAUCGCCGCGCUGUUGCUGGAGAAGAACGCCGACGUGAACUUUGCGGCGAAGCACCAGAUCACCCCACUGCACGUCGCCUCCAAGUGGGGCAAGGUGAACAUGGUCUCGCUGCUGCUCGACUACAAGGCCAAGAUCGACUCGGCCACGCAGGACGGCCUGACGCCGCUGCACUGCGCCUCGCGCUCAGGUCACAAGUCAGUGGUGGAGUUGCUCAUCGAACGAGGGGCGCCCAUUUCACCCAAAACCAAGAACGGUCUCUCCCCUCUGCACAUGUCAGCGCAGGGCGAUCACGUGGAGUGCGCUCGCAUUCUGCUGGUGCACAAGGCCCCUGUGGACGACAUCACCGUGGACUACCUGACGCCGCUGCACGUCGCCAGUCACUGCGGCCACGUUCGCGUGGCCAAGCUGCUGCUGGACCGGAAGGCAGAGCCGAACGCCCGCGCCCUGAACGGCUUCAGUCCGCUGCACAUUGCCUGCAAGAAGAACCGCAUCAAGGUGGUGGAGCUGCUGCUGAAGUACGGCGCCUCGAUUGAGUCGACGACGGAGAGUGGGCUCACACCGCUCCACGUCAGCGCCUUCAUGGGCUGCCACGGUAUCGUCAUUUACCUCAUUCAGCACAUGGCCAAUCCUGAUGUGCAGACGAUCAGAGGGGAGACGCCGCUGCACCUGGCUGCCAGGGCCAAUCAGACCGACAUUAUUCGCAUUCUCAUUCGAAAUGGCGCCCAGGUGGACGCCAAGGCGAGAGAAAUGCAAACGGCACUGCACAUCGCCAGUCGUCUCGGCAACACCGACAUCGUCGCCCUUCUCCUGCAGCAGGGAGCCGCAGUAGAUGCGGCCACCAAGGACCAGUACACAUCGCUGCACAUUGCAACUAAGGACGGUCAGGAGGAGGUGGCAGCUAUUCUACUCGAUCACGGCGCUUCGCUGACAGCUGUUACUAAGAAGGGCUUUGGUCCACUUCAUCUGGCAGCCAAGUACGGCAACAUCAAGGUGGCUCGUCUGUUGAUCAGCCGAAAGGCGCCCGUUGAUGCUCAGGGAAAGAACAAUGUCACUCCGCUCCACUGCGCCGUACACUACGACCAUGUAAACAUUGCCCUGCUGUUGCUCGAAGAAGGCGCUUCGCCGCACGCCGUCGCCAAAAAUGGCUAUUCACCUCUUCACAUUGCGGCUCGCAAAAAUCAAAUGGACAUUGCUACGACAUUGCUGGAGUACACCGCUGAUCCGAAUGCACAGUCAAAGGCUGGCUUCUCUCCACUUCACCUUGCGGCUCAAGAGGGACACACCGACAUGGUGACGCUGCUCAUUGGCCACCGGGCCAAUGUGAACCUAAAGUCAAAGAACGGCCUGACGUGUUUGCACUUGUGCGCCCAGAAUGACCGCGUCAAGGUGGCCUCUAUACUGGUGAAACACGGCGCCAAUGUGAACUCGCAGACAAACGAGGGCUACACGCCGCUGCACGCCGCCUGUCACUUUGGUCAGAUGAACAUGGUGCGCUUUCUGCUGCAGCACGGCGCCGAUGUGAACUCCGUCAACGCCCACGGCUACACUGCCCUGCACCAGGCCGCACAGCAAGGACACACGCAGAUUGUCAAUCUGCUGCUGGAGCACCACGCCUCGCCCAAUGUCAUCACCCACCAGGGACAGACGGCGCUGUCCAUUGCCCAGCGACUCGGCUACAUCUCCGUGGUGGAGACGCUGAAGGUGGUCACCGAGACGAUCAUCUCCACCACUACUACCACCACCAUCGAAGAAAAGUACAAAGUGGUGACGCCCGAAGUGAUGCACGAAUCGUUUAUGAGUGAUUCAGAGGACGAAGGAGCCGAAGAGUUGUUAGGCGACAAGCUCGACUAUCGAUAUCUGACGGCUGAUGAGAUGAAGUUUUUGGGCGACGACUCGCUUCCGAUUGAUGUCACCAAGGAUGAGCGUUUCAAUGACACUUUCGGCCGAGACUCUCUGGCGCCCAUAACCAUCGACGAGGAACUGCUUUCACCGCAGUACUUUGCAAUGACUGAAUCCUACGUGAACGCCCUCACCCCCGACAACAUCGCCAUCUCAAAGGCACCCGUCACCGCUGGAUUCUUGGUCAGCUUCAUGGUGGACGCCCGUGGCGGGGCAAUGCGUGGCUGUCGUCACUCGGGCGUUCGGGUGAUCAUCCCGCCAAGGAAGGCGCCCAUGCCGAUGCGCAUCACCUGUCGGUACGUCAAGCGAGAACGACUCGCACAUCCACCGCCCCUCAUGGAGGGAGAGGCCUGUGCCUCGCGCAUCCUCGAAGUGGGCCCUGCCGGCACCAAGUUUCUGGGACCGGUCAUCAUUGAAGUGCCGCACUUUGCGUCACUUCGCGGCAAAGAGCGCGAGAUUAUCAUUCUGCGCAGCGACAAUGGCGAAACCUGGCGAGAGCACACGCUGGAGGCAUCGGAAGAGGCGGUUCUUGAGGUGCUCAACGCUAGCUUCGACGGUGACAACGACGUGAACACCCUGGACGACUUCAACAGCAAUCGAAUCACGCGAAUUCUCACCACCGACUUUCCGCAGUACUUUGCCAUCAUCACCCGCAUUCGCCAGGAGAUUCACGCAAUCGGCCCCGAAGGAGGAAUCCUUAGUUCCACAGUAGUGCCCCAAGUGCAAGCCAUUUUCCCCGAAGGUGCUCUAACCAAAAAGAUUAAAGUCGGACUCCAGGCUCAGCCGAUCCCCAAUGAGUUGUUAACCAAGAUGUUGGGCAAUCGCGUUGCCGUGUCGCCCAUUUGCACCAUUGAGCCUCGCCGUCGAAAGUUCCACAAACCGAUCACCCUGACGAUUCCCCUGCCCCAGGCGGCCACUCGUGGCAUGAUUAACCAGUACUCCGGGGAGACGCCCACGCUGCGACUGCUCUGCAGCAUAACAGGCGGUCCCUCAAAGGCACAGUGGGAAGACGUGACCGGCUCUACGCCGCUGACCUUUGUCAACUCGUGCGUCUCCUUCACGACGACCGUGUCGGCCCGCUUCUGGCUGAUCGACUGUCGGGAGAUCAACAACGCCACCAAAUACGCCUCCGAGCUUUACCAAGAGUCGAUUCACGUUCCCUUUAUGGCCAAAUUUGUCGUCUUUGCGAAGCGGCACGAACCAAAUGAGUCACAACUGCGCGUCUUCUGCAUGACCGACGACAAGGAGGAGAAGACGCUGGAGAACCAGGAGCACUACACCGAGAUUGCCAAGAGCCGUGACGUGGAGGUGUUGGAGCACAAACCACAGUUCAUCGAGUUUGCCGGCAACAUCGCUCCGGUGACCAAGUCGGGCGAGCAGCUGUACCUCAUCUUCACUGCCUUCCGCGAGAAUCGACUGCCAUUUACGAUCCGCGUGAAGGACCCCAGUCAGGAGACGGCCGGUCGCAUUGCCUUCAUGCGCGACAGUCGCCGACUCAAGUCCGACCAGCCUCAUCAGCCCAUCUGCAAUCUGAACGUAGAGCUGCCGCCGGUGAAGCCCUUUGAAGAGCCGGUCGCCGUCCCGGUAUUGCUCAAUGGCCACCACCGAGCAGUUGAAGAGGAACGAGUUGUGGCGGCGGCUGUCGCCAGACAGAUCAGUCUGGAGAAAGCUCCCGUCAGCAAUGGAUACGCACCGGCACCAGUCAGUCGCACUGAGCAGCUCCAGCCCUCUCGCGAUGAGCCCGAUUUGAUGAAGGAAGCAGAGUCAGCGGAAGAGACGAGCAGCGACACUGCUGGUCGGGUAAAGAGAACAAAGAGUCGCAGCAGCUCCAGCGCCAGCUCUAGCUCUUCAAGUUCCUCUGAUGAUGAGAAGAGGGAGAAGCGUCGUCGUGAGGAGGAGCUGAAGCGUGAGGAGCGAGCUAAUCAGUAUCUCGACUUUCUGAAGAAGGAAGAUCACGAGGAGAUGGAGGAGCGAGCCGCCAGCCGAGGGGAAAGUGUGGAGACGCAAAAGGAGCUGUACGUUGUUAAGGAGGAAGUGGCCAUCCCUAGCGACUACCAGAAAGAGUUCACCGUAGAGGUUCCUCGCCAGGAGGCGGUGAAUGAGUCGUGGCAGUCAGUGGAGCAGGACACCAGUCAGGUGUCCGUCUCGAGCUUACCCGAGGACGAAAAGUCGGAGCCUUCAUCGGUGACGGUGUCCAGCACGACGACCACCACUGGUGGUGAGCAGCCAGCAGUGGGCGUCUCCAUCACCGAUGAGCCCAAGAUGGAGAUGAUUGUCGAGCAGAGGGGUUCAGUUGUGCUCGAAGGUCAAAGUGCUCAAAUCAGUGAUGUCAAUCAACCACUAUUCUCUAACGAUGAUGCUCAGUGGUCAGAUGGUCAGGCUAAACGGUCGGCUAAAGAUGGUGCUGACACUCAGUCUCAAAGUGCGGUUUCUCGAGAAGUAGUCGAGAGGGAAGUUCAGUCACAGGCGCAAACUGCUUCGGUUGCUUCGGUUCAAACAGUGCCAGCUUGCUUAGGUCAUCACGUGACAGCGCUCAGCAGCGUCAACACCGCCCCCACCACCACCACUGCGCCCACCUCCUCAACUGCUCAAACUUUGUCAGUUGAUGAUCAGUCCCUUCCGGUGGUCUACGAUCACGGCGAUGAGUCAAGCGGCGACGAAGUCUCCGACGGCAUUCUCCUUGCUCACUCUGAGCACCAGGAUGCAGUCAAUCUGUCAGAUAUAAGGCGAGAGGCAGUGGUCAUUGCCAAUACUAUUGUUGAGAAGGCCAAGGAAGAGUUGAGCAAACAGCAGCAAAUGGGGCAGCGAGUGCAGUCCACUUCACUGGAGAUCUCCGAUGAAGAGCUUGUGGAGAAGGGCGACCAGGAUCUGAUGGACAAGGAGACGCUGCAGUACACUAUGCAGCAGAGUAGCAGUGCACCGGUGGAGUCUUCUCCGACUGAUGAUCAGCGGCCACAACUGAUGCCAACGUCGCCUCCAACGACGGCAGACACCGCCACCACCCCAACAACGAAACAACAAGUGAGCCUGAUUGAGGUGCCUAAAGAGGACGCCAAUCUGGUGAUGAUCUCCUCCUCUGAGAGCUCCCAGCAGAUCUCAGAGACGUCCAGCACGCGCACCACCAACACCACCAACUCCAGUCGACCGACUUCGAGUGAGUACGAUCUGACGAUCAUCCCUGAGGCGGUGUCCUCUCCCUCGACGACGACCACCUACCAGACGGCGGCGACGACUCAGUCGACCAAUCAGUCGUACGUGACGGCGGCCACCAGCCAGGAGACCUCCUACUUCACGGCGCAGUCCAGCCUCAGCGGCAAGACCAGCUCACAGUCGAUAGAGAACGACAGCUCGGCGAACCUGGGCGAGCUCUCCUCCGAUGCGAGCGAGACCAUCGUCCUGGGCGACAAUGAUAAUGCCACUUCGUGCCACUCUGAUGAUGAUGACGCCGGUGAGCCGGCGAACGAGUUUGAGGAGCACUACCAGCGCACCAGUCAGCUGAACACCGACUCGGUGGAGCCCUUCAACUGUGAUAUUCCCCUGUCCUUACUGAAGAGCACGUCCAGAGGGAACACGGGGGAGCAGGACAACUGGGAGCUGGUGCCCAAUGAGAUGUCCUCUUCCGGGUACAUGUACACGCUGCCCCACUCCACUGAACAGCAGGCGGCCAACGGCGGUAAGAUGAACCUCACAGACUCAUUUGUGCUGCUCGACGAUUCAGGGCCGCAGUCGCAGACGCAGACAGGGGGAGAAAGUGGUGGUAGUGGUGGUGGUCAGUUGGAAGACUUCACCUACCUCGAUUACGGUCAGAACGCUUUUGGACUGGACAAGAAUCUGUACACGCACGUCGAGGUCGACGAGGAGGGCUCGGAGGAUAACUUUGAGCUGAAAAAGUCCAGCCUCGUGCAGUCGUCUCCGUUGAGUUUGGCGAGCAAAACUGAAGCAGAGUCGUCCUCUACCUCCUCAUCGCUGAGGGAGUUUGAGCGCAUCGAGUCGGACCUGAUCAGAGAUCGCGCCGACUGGUCGCAGUCGAGUGGCGGUGGUGGCGGUGAUUUCUCGGUUGACUCUAGGCAUCUAGAGUCUGCUAAACUGGAGAAAACGGCCGCCACCUCUUCCUUCUCUGAAAGCCUCCUCGACACUUCGCUGGCCGACGCCGAGGACAACAAUGAGAGUCUCAACUCUGAAGUGAGCCAGGACACGAUCACCUGCAUAAAGAACGACCCGCUGGAGCAGUUUACCACUAGCUCAAAGGUGACCACCGCCAGCCUUGAGACGGUCACAAAGUUGAAGACCUUCUCAAAGAGUCUCGACACUGAACACUACCAGCACCAGGGGGUGACGAAGAAUGUGAAGGACUCGAUGGCGGAAAUGUUUGAUCCUCUCUUUGAGGAGCCGAAAAGAGUGCACUCAGUGGACAUUGUUCCCUCUUCGCUUCUCGACGAUGACGACGCCGACGAGCUUCAGCCUAAGGCCACCAAGGUGGUCACAAAGAUGUCUUCACUGACCGACUCCUAUGACCAGCAGUCGUCGACCAGCGACGCCGACCAGCGCUCCGGUCCGAUGCUGGCCUCCUUCACCAGUGAAACCUCUGACCGGUCGCUAAUGAAGGACAGCUUCUUUGCGCUGGGCGGCGAGCCGGUGAGCGAGGCGAUGCUGGCCAGUGUGGACUCGGCUGGCGGCAAUCCAGUGCUCGAGUGCGACAUUUUCACUUCCGACUCACUUGAAUCGAGCAUGAUCGCUUCCACUGGUGACUUGCAGUGCGACCAAGUCGACCAGCAGGGGGCUCAGCAGCCGCAGCCAGCAAUCUCACAACCGAACGGAAGCUUCAAUUCGGAUGAAGUCACUCGUGAAAUUGUGCAAUCGACCGAGUCGAACAAUGCAACGAUCACCACUGAGACCGUGUUCGAGGAUGGCCACAAGACGCUGACCGAAACGACGGCCACAGUUGAGCAGCCACAGGCAGAGCAGCCCCAGCAACAGCAGCAGCAGGAACCGAGUCGCAAGGAGUCCAUUACCUCCACCUCUUCAUCCUCUUCCUCCUCCUCAUCGUCGUCACAUUCAUCAGUGAAGCACAACUAA
This is a messenger RNA of Rhagoletis zephyria (snowberry fruit fly), 7662 nucleotides long. The record is from RefSeq and is a predicted model, not a curated record. NCBI's taxonomy places the organism in Eukaryota, Metazoa, Arthropoda, Insecta, Diptera, Tephritidae.